AUGCAUGCUCCAGGGGUGGAUCGUGCGUUGUGGCCGGUGGAGCGUCGCGUCUCUUUUGCCUGGCCGUUGGAGCUCUUGGAGCCUGAGGAUGCCUUGCCGUUGCUGGCUGCUUGUGAGCGUAGUGAAGAUGGGGAUGACCUUGGGGUGCCAGUGGCUAGGUGUGUUCCGGUUACGCAGGAGAAGCGUACCCAGCGUCGCAACCCAGAGUGGUUCAAGCGUGCUAUGGAGAAAUGGUCAGGCGUGGCCAUUGACCUCGUUGCCAAUCGUCAGAACGCACAGCUUCCGUACUAUGCGUCUGAAGAGCCAGGUGGGGGCACCAAGCCAUACUGGCAGUAUGGUCAGCAACAGGAGCAGAUCUAUUUACCGGACCCGCUUACUCGGGGUAGCGAGUGUCUACAGGAAGCAAUAGUCCAGCGCGUGGAUGAGCCUCGGGAGUGGUUUGAGGACCAGUUAUCAUUUUUACAGGGACAGCAGGCUUUACAGCAGGAGCAGGUCGACCUUGACGUACCAGGCGACACAGGUGGUACAGAUGUUGAAUCUCGGCGCUUCCAAGGGGUCCGCCGACAGUGUCAGCAGCCGCGGCCUUACUCCGUUUCCGACUCCGUUGAGGAUGAUGGACCAAAGGUAUCCAUUCGUUUCGAGCGCGUCGAGGUCCCUGGUAAGAAACGCAAGGCCCCGCGGUCGUUGUAG
Messenger RNA from Sphaeroforma arctica JP610, 690 nucleotides. RefSeq lists its product as hypothetical. The coding region runs from base 1 to 690 and encodes 229 amino acids. The transcript is spliced from 2 exons. Lineage: Eukaryota; Ichthyosporea; Ichthyophonida. The record is from RefSeq and is a predicted model, not a curated record.